CACCCCACACCCACACCAACACCCACACCCACCCACACCCACCCACACCCACCCCACACCCACACCAACACCCACACCCACCCACACCCACCCACAUCCACACCCACCCACACCCACACCCACACGCCACACCCACCCCACAUCCACACACCCACACCUAUAUGUGAGUUUCACAAAAUGUAAUUUAGCUUGAUGGCGUGGAGAGUGGGUGUUGAUGUGGAUAUGCGUACUAUAUUCAUGUCUAACACACAGUCACACUCUGUAAUUAUUCUACCUUUAAUCUUAUCUACCCUUACCUUCACCAUCAAGAUCAAAGUGCUUCUAUCCAGUUGGUAUUUGCGGCAGAGAAAAACAUUUACCUUUCGCAGUUCGUAAUAAAACUUCUUUCUACGUGCACGUGCAGUUCAUUCUUUUCUCACAAGCAUUACCCAGUUAUCAAAAGGUGAGUAGAGAUAAGAGGACACUAUUUGCAUUUCUUUCACAAUAACAUACACAUUGUCGCGAAACAGAGUAUCCAACAAACGAACGUAACCGGUUAGAACAACCAUAUUUCGUUCUGACAGUAUUACGGUUUCUGACUAAGUUUGACGUAAAACAUUGUUAUUCAAAUCUAUGGUGACAUCAAAAGAUGGAAGUAAAAGUAGAUCAAUUUUCAAUAGGUUUAGUAGUCUUUCACUUGUUUCUCUCUCUUCAUUACUAUCACAGUUAAACAUUUUCUUUUUAUUUAGGGCAGGCAACUAAAUUAUCUACUAAGAAGGAUUUAUAUCCAGCAUCAAAACAUGAACAUUGGUUAAAAUUACUUUCUUCUCAGCCAGAUCAUAGUUGGGUCUGUGAUAUUUGUCGGAAAAUUUUUGGUGGAAAAGAUGAACGAUUUCGAUGUGAUAUUUGUGAUGAUUUUGAUAUGUGCCGAAUAUGCUACAGUGCAAUAACACAUAGACAUCAUAUGGCACUUUGCCUUGGCAAAGAAUGGCAAUGCAGUAUACCAUUGUCAUAUAUGCGUGCAACACGACCUUUGUGA
This is a messenger RNA of Rotaria sp. Silwood1, 1018 nucleotides long. The record is from the annotation of a GenBank genome assembly. NCBI's taxonomy places the organism in Eukaryota, Metazoa, Rotifera, Eurotatoria, Philodinida, Philodinidae.